AAAUAUGGAAUUCGAACAAGAGGCAGAGCAGUAGAAAUAUUUAGCACACUAGCUAACUUAAUCUGUAUGAUGGGGGAAUACAACAGGAACUUGGCUAAGACACUUCUCUACCCCACACUUCCAGCAUUUACACAAGCUCUUGUCAAAGGUCUACAAACACCUGAUGGUUUUACAUCAGAUUCUGGGUUGAAGAAAGAAAUUCUUAGUGCAUUGACAGUCCUUAUGAAGAAUGUGCCCAAGCAAAUGGGGCAAUACCUUGGGGAUGUAUUAGGUCCUGUGUGGCAGACACUAACUACAAGUGCUGAUACUUACGUCAACACCACAGUGAAUGCUCGAGAAGAUGCAGAUGACCCUGUAGAUUCUGAUGGGGAAGUACUUGGCUUCGAGAAUCUGGUGUUUAGUAUAUUCGAGUUUGUACAUGCUCUUGUGGAAACUACUAAGCACAAGCAACUCAUUAUACAAGGCAUUGCUGAUCUUACAUAUUACAUUCUCCUGUAUAUGCAAAUUACAGAAGAUCAGAUUGAAAAUUGGAGCAACAAUCCUGAUGCUUUUGUGGAGGAUGAAGAUGAGGACAGCUUUGCCUACUCUGUUAGAAUCUCUGCCCAGGAUUUGUUGCUAGCCUUGUGUCAAGAGCUAGCUGAGGAGUGUGGCCAGGGUUUAAUUGUAGCUGUUGGGAGACAUUUAGAGCGAGCAGCUAGUCAGCGGACAGCAGGUGACCCUGCUUGGUGGAAAACGCACGAGGCUGUAAUGCUGGCCAUGGGAUCUGUCCGUGAUCUAAUCCUUGAUCAAGUGACAAAGGGGCAGUUACAGUUUGAUCUCACCAAUUUUAUCCAGUCUAUUGUUUUGGCUGACCUUGAUCCUAAUUUUUCCCCAUUUCUGGCUGGACGAGCACUUUGGUGUGGCAGUAGGUUUGGGCAGGCAGUAACCCCUGAAAUGCUUGACAGAUUUCUCCAGGCUACUGUCUCGGCUCUCAAUCAUAGUCCCAAUCCUAUUAUUAAAGUCUCUGGAGUUAGGUCAGUAUGGGGAUUUUGUGAAUAUCUGAAAGGUAGUGGAACCCCAGGAGCACUUCAACCAUACCUUCCUUCCAUCCUGGAUGGCUUAGUAACCUUAGCAACUCAAGCAUCUUCAGAAGUUCUCUCUCUCAUUCUAGAGACUUGCUGUAUAGUCGUUUCUGUAGACUCCAAUUUCACGGCAGCAAAUGUUGGUCGAAUAUCGACUCUUUGUUUAGCAGUAUUUAUAAAAGCCAAUAAUGACCCAGUAUUAGUUGCACUUGUGCAAGAUGUGGUAAGGGAACUGUGUCAAAACCCAGGUUGCACCACAACACUUCAAACCAAGUUUAUUCCUACUCUUGCAUCCAUACUUAAUGCAUCAACAGAUAAGGUGCCACCAGGUAUGCAAGCUGUGGCUUUGGACAUGCUUGAAGUGAUGGUUCGAUCAUCAACGCCGCCCCUUGAAGAACCUCUGAUUAAUGUAGCCUUCCCAGCUGUAGUACAAAGAACCCUAAAUACAGAUGAUAAUUCUACUCUACAAAAUGGUGGAGAAUGUCUUAGAGCUUACGUUUCCGUAGCACCUGAUCAGGUUAUCGGGUAUCACGAUGCUGAAGGAAGGUUGGGCCUUCAGUAUGUAGUUCAGGUAGCGACGCAGCUCUUGUCACCAGCCACCAGUGAACACACAGCCACAUUUGUAGGGCGGCUUAUUACUGUUCUCAUCCGGAGAGCUGGUGACCACUUGGGAGACAAUUUGGAUCUUCUCCUCAGAGCUGUUCUUAGUAAACUCCAGGGUGCGGAGACGCUAACUGUGGUUCAGAACCUUGUGCUGGUGUAUGCUCAGUUGGUACACUCUCAAUUGGAAGGUGUCCUAACCUUCUUAGCAGGUGUUCCAGGACCCUCAGGACAGUCUGCACUUCAUUUUGUACUUACUCAGUGGUGUUCCAAACAGCAUCUCUUCUUUGGUGCUUAUGAAGGAAAGGUCAGUGCAGUAGCUCUAGCCAAGCUACUGGAGCAUGGGGUUACAUCGAAUGAUUCUCGUUUACAAGAUAUCAUAGUUCAGGGAGACCAGGUAUUCUCGCCUGAGUGUCGAGUGAGAACACGAUCCCAGCGUGCAUCUCGUCCUGAGCAGUGGACUCAAGUACCUGUUUUGGUUAAAAUAUUCAAGCUCUUGAUUAAUGAACUUGCCAAUGCAAUUGACUCCAACAUGACCAAAGAUGAUGAUGAGCAGGAGUCUGAAGAUGAAUGCUGGGAAGAUGAUGAGGAGGAAGGUCAGACCAAUGGGGAUACAACUUUGGCAUCUAUGUUUGCUCCAUCCAGUAGUUACCCAGGCUAUGAUGCAGACACUGUAGAUGAGGAGGAUGAUCCUGACGCGGUAAGUGACCCCUUGUAUAGUCUGGAUCUUCAGCAGUACCUGACCACCUUCAUUAGUACUUUUGCUCAGCAUCCAGCAUUCCCCGUCUUUGUUCCACACCUUAAUCCUCACGAGCAAGAAGUACUCCAAGGAAUUGGUGUUCAGUGUUGAAAAUACUUGAAAGUGAAGCAAUCAAUAAUUUUGUUGCUUUACUAAGUGCAGUGAUCAGUUAUAUGAUCUAGCACACAGAAAAGUGCAGCAAUUAGUUCCUCUAGUACUCAAAAAAGUGCAGUGAUUAGUUACUCCAGUACAUGGAAAAGUGCAGGGAUCAGUUCCUAUAGCACUCAGAAAAGUGCAGGAAUCAGUUAAUGUAGCACUUAAAAAUUUGUUCUUCUCAUACACGUAAAGGACUUCCAUGACUUAAGAUAGCAGAAAAGGCUGCUUCCUCGUGUAUAAGUCAGUCUUUCUAUUUUCACAAGCAUAAAAAAUAUAUCCUCCAAAAGAACUUGUGAAUAGUGAUUUAAGCCAGGUACUGAAUGUUGUGAAAUAUGUUUUGUUUUGUCUAUAGAAAAUGUUAUAUUUAUAAUUUGUAAAAAAGAAAAAGAGAGAAAAAAUAUAUAAAUAUUUAUACUGUAUAAAAUUCUCUUCUCUUAAUGUGCAGUGUUAAAAAGACUUUUAUAUAAAUCUUGUAAAAUGAAAGUUGUUGGUAAGGAAACAUCACCACAGUAUAUACAACAAAAUGAACUAUCUUUUAUCCCAAAUAAUUAUCAGUUGGAAAUGGACAUUGCAGUACCAGUGAAUGUUGUGUUUUAUUUUUUUUUUUUUUACACACUGGCUGUCUCCCACAGUGGCAGGGUGACCUGAAAAAGAAACAAUUUAAUGAUCAUUUACACUCACUGUCUUGCCAGAGGCAUGCAGAUAUGACAGUUUAGAUGUCCCUCUAAACAGUAAGUAUCCCAGACCCUUUUAGAGUGCAGGCACUGUACUCCCCACCUCCAGGACUCUAGUCCAGCUAACAUGAAUCCCUUCAUAAAAUAUUACCUUGCUUGCACUCCAGCAGCUCAUCAAGUCCCAAAAACCAUUCGUCUCCACUCCUUCUAUCUAACAUGAAGAGUAACUAAAGGUAUUAUCCAGAGGGCUGAGGAAGGGUUGUAGAGGAGAUUUGGGGAUGGAGCAAAAUAGGAUGACCUGAAGGGUGUAUAAAUCUCUAGUGGAGGGAAGGUGAGGUAGUGGUUGUCCUAGGAAAGGAUGGAGGGGGGAAGGGAUAAAGGAAGUUUUGUAUGCAGGAGACUUGGAAAUACAACAAGCAUGUCAGCAUAUUAGGUAGGAGUGGAGGCAAAUGGCUUUUGGGACUUGAUGAGUUGCUUGAGUGUGAGCAAGGUAACAUUUUGUGAAGGGAUUCAGGAAAAACCCAUUAGCUGGGCUUGUCCUGGAGAUGGGAAACAGUGCCUGCACUCUAAAGGAGGGGUUUGGGGUGUAUAUAUAGAAAUUGUACUGUAAUUACUGCUUUAUACCUCAUAAUAUAUGAAUUCGAAAAAUGUUCUCUUUAUUGAAGAGAACUGUAAUCAACUUUUCAUCGUCCAUGAAUGCAUUACUUACAAUGGUGUAUGGAUUUUGCUCACUUUAGAAUGAUGAAAUGCAAAGUAUUUCAUUGUUGUUAGCUACUGAAAACUGUGAUCAUUAAUGUUGAUAAGGUUUCAUGAGAUGAAUGUGAAAAUGUUAACAAAGUCCAGUUCUAUACAAAAUGUACAGAUGAAAAUACUAACUUGAACAUUGAGUAAUAAUGAUUACAUUUUAAUUUUGCAUGAAUAUUUACUGUCAUGUAUGCAGCCAUAUUGUAUAAUGAUUGCAUGCUAAACUGAAAGGCUUGGUGGAAUUUAUUCUCUGUUAGUCCUGGUUUUAGGAGGAUGUAGGACUUACGGCCAUCUAAAGUCUGCCAAGUGCAUAUCCAGUUCUGUCAUGUGUACAGUGAUUUAGACAUGACAGUAUACUUGAGUGCUGAAGUGCCUGCUAGCUGUGUUGCCCAGUUUCAAACUUUGCUUUGUAGCAGAUGCUUCUAUUUUGAAUAUAAAAAAGACAAUCUUACUCGAGUUGUUUGGUCUUCAAUAUGCAUCUCAUACUCAGAGUGUGAUACUUGCGUGUCAUCUCAUUUCUUCUUUAGACAGUUUCUCGGUAGUAAAUUAAUAUUUUACAAGCCCUCAAAGGUAUACGUAUAGGUAAGGAGACACAGCAUAUUGUUGUGAGUUGAACAGCUGUUUGGAAUGCACCCAUCAUUGAUGGAUAAGGAUGACUUAAACUCUGUCCAUUGAGUUCAAAGACAAAGUAAUUGAAGUGGGAAUUAGUUGAGACCUCUGGCCUUCCAUUAGUUGAGCCUUUGAAAUUCAAAGCAAUCUCUUGUGGUGCCACUUCCGGUAAUCUGAUGCUUUAAAAUAAUAUGCAGUAAAUUGCAACUUGCAUGUUUGCUCUUGUCCUCAUUUUUUUUUUUAUCAUAUGAUUCCACAUUUAAGGAAACAUUGCAUAAAUAAUUUUUGUACUUGUUAAUUGGGCCUUAAAGUAAGUUUGAGCUCCAGAGAUAUAUAACGUAUUUUUAUAUUGCUUGUUAAUUUCUAAAAAAAUUUUGUGGUUAAAAUUAAGCCUGAAACAUUGGAGAUGGAUUUUUCUCUGUAUGGCAGUUGUUUAUAAAUACAUGUAAAAAAAAGUU
Cherax quadricarinatus is the source of this 5041-nucleotide messenger RNA. Its product is annotated as importin-9. Gene Ontology annotation, cellular component: cytosol; nuclear envelope. Gene Ontology annotation, biological process: protein import into nucleus. The record is from RefSeq and is a predicted model, not a curated record. Gene Ontology annotation, molecular function: small GTPase binding. Lineage: Eukaryota; Metazoa; Arthropoda; Malacostraca; Decapoda; Parastacidae.